CUUUUGUUAAAUAUUGGGCUGUGGCUGUAGUCUGUCUGUUAUCUUCAUCUCUGUUUGUUUCUUGCAAGAGCCUCUACCAGAAAAAAAAAGAAAAUUCAGGUUAUCUUAAUCUCCCUCCCUCCAUGUACAAGCCAAUCCGGUUCUCGUGGUCAUAUAUACCUUUACGGUCCUAAUCAAAUCUGGUGAGACCCAAAGCUGCUUUGCUAAAGGUUGAAUCCUCCUCCUCCUCCUAUAUGGCUCUGGCAGUUUCUCCCAGCAACUGCAACCAUCACCACCACCGUCUGCUUGACUUGUUGAACAACCAAUGCUCCUCCAUGUCCCAGCUCAAGCAAAUCCACGCUCACACCCUCCGCACCACCUCCACCUCUCAUCCCCACACCCUUUUCCUCCACUCCAGAAUUCUCCAUUUCUCAUCUCUCCACCACCUCCCCUACGCUCUCCUCUUCUUCCACACCCAUAUCCACCAUCCUAAUUCUUUUGCCUGGAACACUAUUAUCAGGGCUUGUGCUCGGAGCACCAGCACCCAUCGGAAGCACCAGGCCAUUUUACUCUACCUCAGGAUGCUCUCUCAAGGGGAUGUUGCCCCCGAUAAGCAUUCUUUCCCCUUUGUCCUCAAGGCCUGCGCCUAUUUGUUCGCAAUGUCUGAAGGGAAACAGCUACACGCCCAUAUCCUCAAACUUGGCCUUGCGUCUGAUGUUUAUAUAAACAACAGUUUGAUACAUUUCUAUGGCUCCUGUGGGAGCUUACAGGAUGCACGAGACGUGUUUGAUGAAAUGCCUGAGAGAAGUGUAGUUUCAUGGAACGUCAUGAUUGACACCCUUGUUCAAUUAAACCAGUUUGAUGAUGCGUUGAUGUGUUUUCGUCAGAUGCAGCAGGAAUGUUUCCAACCAGAUAGUUUUGCGAUUCAGAGCAUCUUACGUGCCUGUGCUGGCUUGGGGGCCUUAUCACUUGGAAUGUGGGCUCAUGCGUAUGUCUUGAGGAGGUGCGACCCUCAAGUGGCUGAUGACGUUUUGGUCAACAAUUAUUUGUUAGAAAUGUACUGUAAAUGUGGAUCGUUAGAAAAUGCUAAAAUCGUAUUUGAAAGAAUGGAAAAACGUGAUGUGACCUCAUGGAACACAAUGAUUCUUGGAUUUGCAAUGCAUGGGCAGGCUCUGGCAGCUUUAGAAUACUUAAGACGGAUGGUUGAUGAAGGAAGUCUAAUGCCCAAUUCCAUUACAUUCAGUGGGGUUUUAAGCGCUUGUAGGCACAAUGGCAUGGUCAACGAGGGUCAGGAAUAUUUUACACUCAUGACGACCCAAUAUGGAAUUGAACCCGUGUUGGAGCACUACGGUUGCCUGGUUGACCUCCUGGCUCGAGCCGGGCUUAUUGCUAAGGCGCUAGAUGUCAUAUCCAACAUGCCCAUUAAACCUGAUGCUGUAAUCUGGAGGAGCAUUCUUGAUGCCUGCUCUAAAAGAACCAUGAGAAUAGAGAUUAGCGAAGAAAUGGCCAAAAAGAUUAUGGAGUCGGAAGAAGGGAGUAACUUGAGUGGUGUGUACAUGCUUUUGUCUAGAGUUUAUGCGGUGGCUCGUAAGUGGGAUGAGGUUGGUGCGGUGAGAAAGCUAAUGGACGAAAAGGGUAUAGCCAAGGAGCCUGGUUGCAGCACCAUUGAAAUAGAUGGUGUGGCUCAUGAGUUCUUUGCUGGUGACAUGUCAUUUGCUCAAAUAUUGAAUGCUUAAAAUCUAGAACGUGUAAUUUAUACAUGUAGCUAAAGAGUAUAAUAUUGUUGAAAAGAAUCCCUUUGUGAACGUAUCUGAACAAUGAACAUAGUGGUAUGACCUUGUUAUGGAGCGUCUUUCAGGCUCCCAAUGGCUAUAGUUUAGGAUGGAUGUUAAAGGUCUCAGAAUUUUGGUGGUG
This is a messenger RNA of Helianthus annuus (common sunflower), 1893 nucleotides long. RefSeq names its product pentatricopeptide repeat-containing protein At1g59720, chloroplastic/mitochondrial. The record is from RefSeq and is a predicted model, not a curated record. Bases 234 to 1715 code for a protein of 493 amino acids. Gene Ontology annotation, molecular function: RNA binding; protein binding. The transcript has a single exon. Lineage: Eukaryota; Viridiplantae; Streptophyta; Magnoliopsida; Asterales; Asteraceae. Gene Ontology annotation, biological process: RNA modification.